GAUAUCGAAAUUCGUAUAAAUUUUCCGUCAAAAAGAAGAAAUUUGACGAAAAAGGAAAAAAAGACGUAGCAAAUCUGAAUCGAAUAAACCAAAUCACAAUUUUAUUUUCUUCAAUAAAAUAACACUAGCGUUUCUUUUCCUCUCUUUUCUCCAUUGCCUCCUCCUUCUUCUUCUUCUUCCCUUACAGGUUAUUGUAAUUAUAAUAACUAUAAAAAGUGUAAUCUGAGAAGGGAAGUUUUUUUUUUGGCAAUGGAGGAACCUAGCCAAGUGAAACGUGCUAUCAUUGAUUCAUCUGCUGGAGCAAUUUCUGGGGGAAUUUCUCGCACUGUAACAUCACCACUUGAUGUUAUUAAGAUUAGAUUUCAGGUUCAGCUUGAACCAACAUCUUCAUGGGCUUUACUGCGCAAAGAUUUGGUCUUAACCGCGCCGUCGAAAUAUACCGGUAUGCUUCAAGCUAGUAAAGAUAUUCUUAGAGAAGAAGGCUUUAAGGGUUUUUGGCGAGGGAAUGUACCGGCUUUGCUCAUGGUUAUGCCGUAUACAGCAAUUCAGUUUACAGUUUUACACAAGUUAAAGACUCUUGCAUCUGGUUCUUCCAAGACAGAGAAUCACACUAAUUUGAGCCCUUAUCUAUCCUAUGUCAGUGGUGCCCUAGCUGGGUGUGCAGCCACGGUUGGUUCAUAUCCUUUUGAUCUUCUCCGAACCAUAUUAGCGUCUCAAGGCGAGCCAAAGGUGUACCCUAACAUGAGGUCAGCAUUUAUGGACAUCAUCCAGACUCGUGGAUUUCAAGGCAUGUAUGCUGGUUUGUCUCCAACUUUAGUUGAGAUUGUACCUUAUGCAGGCCUACAAUUUGGAACAUAUGAUACUUUUAAGCGUUGGACCUCGGCUUGGAACCAUAAUAGAUAUUCCCACACCACGGGAGAUGAUAGUAUUUCUAGCUUUCAGCUUUUCCUUUGUGGGUUGGCGGCUGGGACAUGUGCGAAACUUGUCUGUCAUCCUCUUGAUGUGGUCAAGAAAAGAUUUCAGAUCGAAGGGCUUCAAAGGCAUCCAAGAUACGGAGCUCGAGUUGAGCAUCGAGCAUACAGUAAUAUGUACGAUGCCGUGCAUAGGAUAUUUCGGUCAGAGGGUUGGGCUGGUCUAUACAAGGGGAUAAUUCCAUCAACUAUUAAAGCUGCACCUGCUGGUGCUGUGACAUUUGUUGCAUAUGAGUUGGUAUCAGAUUGGCUAGAGUCCUUGACUUGAUUUUCCCCCUCAUUUUGAUGAUUUUUUAUAUAUAUUCUUUUUCAAAAUAGAAAUUGAUUGUUUCAUAGGGUAGGAAGAAAGGAAGGAGGAAUAUGCUAAAUAUUUUUUGAUUAGUGGUAGUUGAUAAGAUUGUACUUCCUUAAGAUGGAAGAUGGUCAAAAGGAAAACUGAGAUUUAACAUCAAUACAUUUUUACCUUUCACUCCA
Lathyrus oleraceus (garden pea) is the source of this 1445-nucleotide messenger RNA. Its product is annotated as mitochondrial thiamine diphosphate carrier 2. Gene Ontology annotation, biological process: transmembrane transport. The record is from RefSeq and is a predicted model, not a curated record. The transcript is spliced from 8 exons. Bases 250 to 1239 code for a protein of 329 amino acids. NCBI's taxonomy places the organism in Eukaryota, Viridiplantae, Streptophyta, Magnoliopsida, Fabales, Fabaceae.